Messenger RNA from Pseudo-nitzschia multistriata, 2988 nucleotides. Lineage: Eukaryota; Bacillariophyta; Bacillariophyceae; Bacillariales; Bacillariaceae. The record is from the annotation of a GenBank genome assembly.
CUCAACAGGUAGCGCAACAAUCACAACAGCGCUCUGAAGACAUCGCAGCAGCAGCACGAAUAUGGACAAGUUUCGCACCUACGAGAGGUGGUGCCGAUUGUUGGUGUUAUUGGUUGCAUCCAUGCAGAUUCUCUUUGUUUCGGUGCGAGGGUUUGCUCCGUCGCUAGGGCGUUCUUUGCGUCGGAUCGAACCAUUCCACAGAGCGACUGGACUGCGCAAGAUUUCCCGGUCUGGGCUCCCCCCUCUAGGCGCCAAGAGUAGCGACCGCGAUAGCAGAAAAGCGAAGGAAGCCGUGGCCGACUACAAAGAGACCGGGAUGUCCCCGCUGGCGGAUUACGAGAAUCCAUCGAACCGAGAUGAUCAGGUGUUCUCGGCGAUAUCGGAGGACGGGAGCGUAAAGGUAACCGCCUGCACCGCCCGUAAUCUGGUCAAUGAUCUGAUGAUUAUGCACACUCUGACGGCCGUGCCGGCCGAUGCUAUCGGAAGAACCGCUGUUUGCGCCCUGAUGAUGAGCAACGGUAUGCAGGCGGAACAAACCUGCCAAAUCACAUUGAACGCCGAUGGUCCGCUACGGGGUGUUGUGGCUAUUUCGGAUGGAGUGGGCCACGUUAAGGCCUAUGUGGGAUCUCCCAUGGUGGGCGAUAUCGAACUCCCCGAAGCGGUCGGUAAAGGGAUGGUACAAGUCGUCAAAAACCACCCGGAUUGGAACAACCCUUACAACGGGAUCACAGCCAUUCGUCACGGAGAUAUUGACAGGGAUAUUGGUAUGUAGAUCACCUAACUAUCCAUUGACGACAUUUCAGCCAUCGAGAAUCGACGUCUAUCGUACGCGUGGUUUGUUUCUCACCGUAUUUGCUUUGUUUUACAGGAGCUUAUCUCGCGGAGAGUGAACAACGAUCGUGUGCUCUCGCUGCGGGGAUCUCGGUAAACGGAAUCCUCUGUACCGCAGCGGGCGGUUACCUGAUCGAACAACUUCCGAAUGCGACGCCCGAAACGCUUUCGCGCGUCGAAAAGAACCUAGGUAAACUAGUGGAGAAGGACGGCGGUAACAAGCUUCCCACGGGCCUGCUGCUGAAGGGGGUCACCCCCCUUGAAAUCGCAGAAACCAUCCUUGACGGCCUCGGCAUGGUGCCCCUUCAGCAGAUCUCUCCGGAGUUCGAGUGCAAGUGCUCCUCCGAUCGUCUCAUCCGGGCGCUCCGGCUCAUCCCGCGGAGUGAGGUGGACGAAAUCUUGGAAUCGGAGGAGAAAAUCGAGGCGAGAUGUGAGUUCUGCGGGACGACCUACCGAAUGGGCCCUGAAGAAAUACGGAAAGAGCUGGACAAUGCGGAGGGGGACCCGUCCCUUGACAGCGACUUUGAGGAAAGUCAAAAGAAAGAAUAAACAAAGGAAUCCUAUCUCUGAUCCUCAUAGAACAGAAGAGAGCGGGUUGGUUGCUCCUUGUUUGCCCAAACUAGACGCACUCGCCGGAAUGUGCUAUUGGGUAGAUCUAGUAGCCCUAAUUCCAUGUAGACGUAGAUUUUAUCAUUUUUUGUGAAGACCCAGAACUUUAGAUAGCAUAAUGCGGAGAGGCAAGUACUCUCCAAGCAUCUAAUAUGAUCACUCAUUGUUAUCAUUGUGAUGAUACAGUCCCAGAUGUCUUUGUUCUGGGCGUAAGGAGCAAACCUUUAGAAGUGAUGUAGUGCUGUACUAAAGUGCUGUCUUGGUAACGCCAAACACCGUACAUCAUACUCUCAACAACCUGCAUCACUGUGGAGAGAACCGUUCCGUUGGAACAUCCGAAUAGGUUGGGAUCAUACCUUUUGUACCCUACACUAGAAGCACGUUGGUAAGAGGUGCAGCGCAACUUACAUACUACAUACCCAUCUGCCGUUCGGAGGUACGUGCAUACGGUCAUCAAGUAGAAGUGACGUAGUUUUUUCCGCGACGCUUUCCCAAAACUCUCUCUGUUUUUCAACUUUCAAUCGUAAGUCAAAAAAUGUUUCUGUUGCAUCGGAUGUGAAGAACGCAUUUUGCAAUGAAUUCAAGAAAGUAGUAUAUGGUACAUACUCAAAAUUCCAAAGUCUAUUGUGCAUAUUCAAUUGUUGUUUAGUUUAUUCUCUUCACGUAUAUAUAUAUUCUUUAGCUUCAUGUUCCACUUCUUAGGGCGAUGUUCUCUAUUGUCGUCUAUUUUGUAUACAAUUUUCGCCAUAGUAAUAUUUACGGUACCAUAAAAUACAAAUUCACGCUCUUCAUUUUGUACAAUUACGAACAAUUCAAAAUUGUUGCGACUGAAAAUGGGCAAUCCCAUAAGUGUAAUCCCUCUAUAAAAUACGACGAAUCAGGUUUUUAGCGCGUCGUAACGGGUUGAAUCGGGACCAGGGUUGUCGGGGUUGAUUUGGCAUCGACUCGGGCAGUUCAUUGUCCCGUUCUUCCAUAUCGAUGUCAUUGAGUUCCGGCCAGUCACUUCCAACGCUAGCAAACAUAAACUCGUCGGUAGGGCCGCUGUGGGGAGGAAGAAAUCCAAUAUGUUAGACUGCGCAGGCAACAAAAACAUUUCUUCCGAUCGAAUGUAACAGGAACUGCAAAGUCGGCUUGACGAAAGGAAAACUUACUCGUCGUAAACUAUUCUACGGGCGGUCGGAUUUGCAACAUCGUACCACGUGCUCUUGGGUAAAGUGACAACGAAUUCGGGCAUUUGCAUCGUGUAUCCAAUCGCUGACGUCGACGACGUUGUAUAAUCUCUCGCCGUGAGUGGCGGUUGAACCGAAAAUGCACUGGACAGAUGAAGGAUUCCGGAAAGGAGUAGGAGUCCUGCAGCUGGAAUGAUGAUGGGUCGGGCGCCGAUUAUCAUUGUGAUGUGUCGUUUGUUUUGGAAAUGAGUUGUUAUUUUGGCGUAGAAGUCGUUGUUUUGCUUUCGGAUUGAUUUUAAUUUUAUGGAUUGAUUCUAUUCCAACAGUGGUUUCGACGGAAGGUAAUGAAUAUGUUGCAGAAUAAGUGCUAAAUUAAAGG